AUGAGCAGUGCGAGAGGUGGUCCGGAUGGUGGAUCGUCACGUUCUGGUGACACAGACGGCGAUGGUCCAACCCCUACAGCCACAAGUCCUUUCUCCAAAGGUUCUAUGACAGCAUCCACUACAACACCAACGACUUCAUCCUCCGGCGUAUCCUCAGGUUCUCAGUCGCUCGACGGGAACUCUGGUCCAAGGUUAAGCACGGGCGCGAUCGUCGGGAUAGCUUUGGGUUCGGCUCUCGUUCUUCUUAUCCUGGCAGUCGUCGCUUUCUACCUCUGGGGUCGCUACCGCCACCGACAAGCCCUCCGUCGACGCGAAAAGAACAAGAUCGAUCUCCUCUCCAGUGGCACGGACCCGAGCAUCCUAUUCGACCGGGACUCGCACUCGCGCACAACGGGACACCCGGAGAUGCGCAUGGCAGAUGACCAUCCGACUUCGCUUCUCUCGUCAGUAUUCACGGGCGUCGUUGGACGAAGCCCGCCGUUCUUGUUCAGGAGGGGUUCUCAUGCGAGCGGUAGUGCUAUGACGAGGUCGGGAUCGCAGAGGUCGCAUGUCAGUCGGGUGCCGAGACCUCUGGCGAUUCCUACGCCUAGAUCGCCUAACGUCGCGAAUGAGGCAGACGCAGAACGAGCGGUGGGAGGCGCAGCGACUGGGAAUCUGAGGAAGGAGGAAGAGGCAGGAAUCACGAGUCAGACUGGUGGGGAUGGAAUCAGCUAUCCCACCAUGUCUGUGCAAAAUCAGUCGCCCACCUACCCACGAAGUCGAGAUCCAGCCCUGUACGAGGUCGAUGAAGUUCCGAGGUCACCUACAGAUUCGAAUGAUCAGUCGGAUGCGGGACCUCCUUCGCCGACGGUCAGUGUGCGACCAGGGACAAGGAACACACGGAGGGUACGGAGGAGGACGAGGGACGAGGAGGCUCCUCCUCCGAGUUAUGAGGCGACUCUCAGUCAGGAUAUGACGAGUAAUGGGCAUAGAGAGGUCUGA
Molecule: messenger RNA, 981 nt
Organism: Stereum hirsutum FP-91666 SS1
Lineage: Eukaryota; Fungi; Basidiomycota; Agaricomycetes; Russulales; Stereaceae
Exons: 3
Coding region: 1-981 (326 amino acids)
Source: RefSeq, a predicted model, not a curated record